AUGCCCCAAAGUAGUAGUAGCAGUCAGUCCAAGUCGGUUAACGGUGUCGUCAAGCAUCGUGCGUGUGAUGAGUGUCGUUCGCGGAAGCUUGCCUGCACGAAGGAGCCUGAGGGCUGUUCACGGUGUAAGAGAGAGGGUCUGAGAUGUGUCUAUUCGCCCCAGAAGCCGAUGGGUAGGCCAAGGAAGCGUAGGCACGUCGAAGAGUCCGAAGGACAAUCCUCUACCACCCCCCAAGGACAAGAUCAGCAACCACAAAUGCCACUCGUCACACAACCGACACUCGACACCGACUUCUCAACCUUCUUUAACCAGGACUUCAACAUGGACUACCUUGACCUACUCUCCCCUUUGAACGGUCUGCCAGCGGCUACGCUGCCACCUGAGCUCUCGAGCCUUACCACAAUGGCUUACACCGACCCUCGGUACUCUACUGAAGACUUCCAAUUCGGGGUUGGGGGUGUUGACCUGUUAGGUGGCAUCAACUUUGACGAAAGUGACUCUGCUGACGAGGAAUUACCUCAAGAUACCAAUAAAGGCUUCACGGACCUUCUGUCAGCGCAAGUGCCUGACGAGGUCGACAAUGGCUCUCCUGCCGCAUCAUCAAUUUUAUCCAGCACGAUCAUCAACAGCACAUCAGAAUCGCCAUCAUCUGCCGUAUCCAACGAUGUCAAUCCUGACUCCAGCACCGAGAACGUGACAGUGAAAGCAUACCAGAAUACCACAUGUUCCUGUCUAUCCCAAAUAUUCCUUUCCUUAGACACCUUAUCGAGACUACCGAGCGAUGUCAAAGUCGCCAUGGGCAUAGCCAGACAAGCCGCCCGAGUGGCUCACGACGUCAUUCAUUGCCCAGCUUGCGGCAACAAUGAUCCUACGGAGCCUCCCCCCAUCCAGUCAUUCCAGAACAUGAUGAUGCUGGGUGCUCUCCUCCCGGCGACUGCUAACGCAUAUGCCAAGAUCCUUGAGCUUGUGGAGGCCGAAACCACCCGAGCCAAACGAGAGAACCACAUCCUCACAUUUCGCUUCGCCGAGUACGGCGGUCUCUGGGGUGAGAUGAACAUACCAGAGGACAACUGCGGUGCUUUGCGGACAUUCAAUAACCGUGAGAUGGACCCUGAUCAGUGGAGACUUUCUGUCAGGGGGCUUUUGAAGGUCGACAUAUAUGGACACGAUUUCAUGAAGACAGACGUGACAGGAAAGAUGGUGCCUUAUCAUCAUUUAGGCCUGAAAGAUGUUAUCAAAGAGAUGGAGGACAGAUCAAACCACCGACACGAUCAGCUGGACGCAAUAGUUGCAGCUGGACACCCGCACCCGAUGAUGCAAACACCACACCAUCUGAUGGUGCCUAUGGGCAAGGGCACCAGCAAGGAGAACCGACAUUGUUUGAAAAUUAUAGAGAUUGCAAGAAUUGCUUUGGACAAGCUGGUGAUUGCAUGA
Molecule: messenger RNA, 1434 nt
Organism: Colletotrichum truncatum
Lineage: Eukaryota; Fungi; Ascomycota; Sordariomycetes; Glomerellales; Glomerellaceae
Biological process (GO): regulation of DNA-templated transcription
Molecular function (GO): DNA-binding transcription factor activity, RNA polymerase II-specific; zinc ion binding
Source: RefSeq, a predicted model, not a curated record